AAAAGUUCUUAGGAAAUCGUGCGAGACCACCUCUCCUGCCGAGUUUUGGAAGGCCGAUUUUAUACGAACAGAAUCUGGACAAAAUGGCAGCCUCCAGUGUGAAAUGCCUAGUCCAAGGGCUUAUCAAAAGUCACCGAAUCAUGCUUUUCUCCAAGAGCUACUGUCCAUUCUGCCUGAUGGCAAAGUCUGUCCUACAAGAGGCUGGUGCUACUAAGGUAAAGGUCUUGGAGAUUGAAGAAAGGACAGAUGAACAAGAUAUCCAGGAUGUUCUGAAAGACUUGACAGGUGUUAGGACUGUUCCUAGUGUGUUCCUGGACCAGGACUACCUCGGGGGAGGAACAGACCUACAAAGGAUGAUGGAAGAAGGGCAAUUACAGAAGCUUCUCAGGGAAAAGGGUCUACUGAACGGUAAUGGUAGCUCUGCAGACAGAUAACACAGAUAAGCAGAAAAUGUCAACAAGAUAUUUAAACAAAAGUUUAGUUUCAAAUGACUUUUUCCUUUCUUCAUUUCACACACCCAACACAGUCUCUGCCAUUAUCUCAGUUCCACCAAUUUUAUUACAGGGUUCUUCUUAAAGCAAGGUAGAAGCGUUGACUUUCUCAGGCUUUGUUGUAUUCUAUUAUUUAUACAUCACCAAUUUAAGCCCUUGACUACUGAAUUUUGUAAUCACAUAGGCUUUAUACAGGGACCAGCUUGUCCCUGUAUUGGCACAUAUAUUAAAUUUUGAAUGAGAGCGGCCUUAAAACCAACCAACUACAUCCAUUAGACAUUGGGUGAAAAUAUUCCGAUUCCGAUGUUUAAUCAUUAAUGAAUUAUUUGUUGACAAAGACCACAUAUUUUGUCUUAAAUGUGAUGUGAUGGAUGAUUUACCAAAGAAAACACUUGAUUCAGUGAUGCAACAAGACCUUUAUAGAUGUUGUCAUUAUAAUGUGAUUUCACUAUUGAGGGUACAUUUAAAGCUUCAUCAUACCGGUAACUCACUGACUGACCCACUGAGUCGGGAGAGGGGCAAAUUAUAAUUAGGGAGAGAUAUGAACCUCUAACCUUGCUGUUUGAGAUCAAGAAGCAAAUGAAUGAAUCAUGAGACCAUGAUUAUUCUAAAA
Molecule: messenger RNA, 1104 nt
Organism: Lytechinus variegatus (green sea urchin)
Lineage: Eukaryota; Metazoa; Echinodermata; Echinoidea; Temnopleuroida; Toxopneustidae
Product: glutaredoxin-C3-like
Exons: 3
Coding region: 84-434 (116 amino acids)
Biological process (GO): cellular response to oxidative stress
Cellular component (GO): cytoplasm
Molecular function (GO): glutathione disulfide oxidoreductase activity
Source: RefSeq, a predicted model, not a curated record